AAAAAUGGCGGCGCCCAUACUGUAGUCUUGCGCUCGGUUACCGGGUCAUUUUCUGCUUUUUAAAACGUACUCUUUCUGUCAUUACGGAACGUUUUGUGGUGAUAGAGCAAUGAUAAGGUGCGAGUAAACAACCCGGAUCCAGACUAAAUGCAGUUGCAGGGUCCUGUAGCCUGUCCCAGCUACUCAGGGCCAGAGGCAGGUGACACCCUGGACAGGUCUACAGUCCAUCACCUUUAGACAGGCCACCAUUCAGUCACACCCACAGACAAUUUGGAGCCGUCAGUCAACUUCUCUAUGUUUCUGGAUUGUGGGAGGAAACCAGAGUAUGUGGAGCAAUUGCACACAAUACAGGAUGAACAUGCACGCUCCUCACUGAAGAAAACAGGGUCACUCCGCAUUUCCCAGAGCGGGAUUCAACCCCCCGAACUUCUUGCUGUGAGGCUGCAAUCCUCCGGUACCUCCCUUCUUACAUCAUGCAGUUCUCCUUGAGAAGACUCGUUCUUUACCCCCUGGCCAUCGUCCGCUCGGGAGCCUUGAGGUCUUCUGUGAGGAAAUCUUUGCACCUCUCCCCAAGCUGUCGAUACUUGUUCAGUGAGACGGGGGUCUGGGAGAAGGACUAUCGGGCCGAGACCAGAAAAAAAGUGGAAGAAUGGUGGAAACCGCGAAUCAUGGCACAGUGGCAGAAGGACACACAGGAGCAGGAUCCCAAUAAGAAGAAGUUUUACGUGCUCUCCAUGUUUCCUUACCCGUCUGGACGGCUGCACAUGGGUCACGUGCGAGUCUACACCAUCAGUGACACCAUUGGACACUUCCAGAGAAUGAGGGGACACAAGGUUUUAAACCCAAUGGGCUGGGAUGCAUUUGGACUUCCAGCUGAGAACGCAGCCAUUGAAAGAGGUCUGGACCCAGAAGAGUGGACAAAAAGCAACAUCCAGUCCAUGAGGGAGCAGCUGGACAGCUUGGGCCUGUGCUUUAACUGGGACAGAGAAGUGACCACUUGUCUUCCAGAGUACUACAGAUGGACGCAGUAUCUGUUCAUCAAGCUCUUUGAAGCAGGACUGGCGUAUCAGAAAGAGGCUGUGGUGAACUGGGAUCCUGUUGACCAGACGGUGCUGGCUGAUGAGCAGGUCGAUGAAAAUGGCCACUCUUGGAGGUCCGGCGCUGUGGUGGAGCAGCGGUUGCUCACACAGUGGUUCAUUAAGACCACGAAUUACGCCAAGCCGCUGCUGGAUGCGCUCGCUGACCUCCCCGAGUGGUAUGGGGUCAAAGCCAUGCAGGCCAACUGGAUCGGGGAUUGCACCGGCUGUUAUUUCGAUUUCAAACUGAAGGUGAAUGGCGAGGACACCGGUGAGACUCUGUCGGCGUACAGCGCCUCUCCAGAGGCUGUUUUUGGAGCAGCUUAUGUUGCCAUCCUGCCCUCCCACCGCCUGCUGCACGGGAGCAGCUCAGUGCGCUCCGCACUCCAACAGUCUUUCCAACCGGGCAGAGACUCGCUGACGGAGGUCACUGCACUCAACCUGUUCACCAGCCAGGAGGUUCCUGUCGUCAUCUCGCACAGGGAGGCGUUCGAUGCCUCUCUGGACACGGUCAUUGGUACGCCGUCCUCCAGCGAGGCCGAUCUGGGCGUCGCCACAUCUCUAAAUUUAAAGUGGACCAAUGUUCUCACAAGCCACGAAGCUGGCGAUCAGACCGUCAUCAACUCGCAUGAGUUCUCAGGACUCUCAAGGGAGAAAGCUUUUGAGCUCAUCACCCAGAAGGCCAGAGAGCAGAAGGUUGGGGGACAUCUAACCAGCUCCAAGCUCAGAGACUGGCUGAUCUCCAGGCAGCGGUACUGGGGGACGCCGAUACCCUUGGUGCAUUGUGGGUCUUGUGGGCCGGUUGCCGUCCCAGAGGAGGAGUUACCGGUCAUCCUGCCGAAACUGCCCUUGCUCACUGGAAAAGGCGCUUCUCCCCUGGAGCUGGCUCACGACUGGGUCGACUGCAAGUGUCCCAGAUGUGGCGGGAAAGCCAGGCGGGAGACGGACACCAUGGACACCUUUGUGGACUCGGCCUGGUAUUACUUCAGAUACACCGACUCCAGUAACACAAGCAGGCCCUUUGAGCGCCACCUGGCGGACUCCUGGCUGCCUGUGGACGUGUACAUCGGAGGAAAGGAACACGCAGUCAUGCAUCUGUAUUACGCUCGCUUCUUCUCGCACUUCUGCCAGGACCAGGGCCUGGUGGGGCACAGGGAGCCUUUUAAGAAGCUUCUGGUCCAGGGUUUAAUCAAGGGUCAGACUUUCAGACGGGUCGACAGUGGUCAGUACCUCAAGAGAGAAGAGGUGAACCUGAAAGAAAAAGAGCCGCUGGCGUUGGAUGGCAGUCGCGUGGCAGUGACGUGGGAGAAGAUGAGCAAGUCCAAGCACAAUGGUCUGGAUCCUCAGGAGGUUGUGCAGCAGUACGGCGUGGACACGGUUCGUCUGUACAUCCUCUACGCUGCGCCCCCGGAGCAGGACAUCCUCUGGAACGUGAAGACCGAUGCUCUUCCUGGAGUUUUGAGAUGGCAGUCCAGACUCUGGCAGCUGGUCACCAAGCUGAGAAGCGGCCGCCAACUCGGGGAUGUCCCGGACCCCUCACGACUGAAAAAGAAGGAGCAGGCAGAGGCCCUCAACAUUUGGCGCAACAAAAACUACGCCAUUCAGGAGGUGACGUCCAACUUCACUGACGACUUCCUUUUCAACGCCGCCAUCGCUCGCCUGAUGAGUCUGAGCAACACGCUGAGUGCGGCGACGGUCAGGGUGGUCCAGCACAGUGUGGAGUUUGAAGAAGCCCUCGCGGCUCUGGUUGUCAUGACGGCGCCCAUGACUCCUCACCUGUCGUCUGAGCUGUGGGCAGGUCUCUGCCAGGUCAACCACCCACUGAGCGACUCUCUCAGGAGAGGAGGAGACGUCCUGCAGCAGCCCUGGCCAGCAGUGGACCCCAAGUAUCUGGAGACCCCGGAGUUUGUGGACAUAUCUGUGCUGAUCAACAAUAAGAUGUGUGGCCGGGUGACAGUACCACUGCAGGACUCCAGAGAUCCGGAGCUGGUGCAGAGGCUGGUCCUGGAGAGUCCGCUCGGGCAGGAGGUGCUGAGCGGACGGCACGUCAAGCGGGCCAUCCUCUCGCCCAGGGUGGCGCUCAUCAACUACCUGCUCGAAGAGGAUGAUGGAGCGGUGAAACCUAUGGCAGAACCUGGUUCAGACGGAUUCUCCAGUGAUCGGAUUAGAAGCUGAGACGUCCGGCUGGGACUCAGUGUAGACCUGCUGUCUUGAGGGUGUUCCUGGGCGGGAGCCCCGGGGCAGAGCCAGGAUCAAGUCUCUUAAAUCUCCUCGGUGUUUCCCUUGGAAGCUGGUGGCAAGCCUCCAUGAACUCCUCAGCCUGGGCCUCUUCACGUCCAAUGCUGCCCCCACGACCUCACAGAAGGCGAGACGGAGAGCUCUGUGAGCAGAAAUAUUCAAAUGAAAUGAAAGAAGUGACUCAUCGUUGCAGGAUGGAAGGAUGAAGGUCUCCAGUUGCCCGACUUCAUCACACCUGACGUGAAAAGCUCGGGCCAAGGUCGCGCCGCUGCCUGCUUCUCUCUCGGUGAAAUGAAAUGUCAAACUUUGCUGACGUUGAUUUUGUUAUCGCCACCAUCAACCCUGCUUGACACAUCCUCCUGUUUCCAUGGCAACUGGGAUGGUAUUUAUCAACCCGUCCGCUCUCCAACGAUGACGUUUCUGACCACACACUCUGGUCCCUGAUGAGUUGCAAAAGAUCUUCACUUCCUCUUGAGAAACUGUUGAGAGGAGAAAACUGGGAGGGGCCCGCUGAUACUCGCCAACUGAAGACGGUGGUGCUUGACUUGAAUGGAUGAGUCAGCAGAGCAAAGUCCGAAAGACAGAAGGAUUUAAAAGAAAAUGUAGUAAACAUUUAGAAAACCUGUCACAAUAUGAUGAAUAAUGCAGUAAAACAAUAUAUGUGAUGCUAAAAUAUAUGAUUAAAUAAUGUAAAGACAAGUGUAAGUAAUGUGUAAUUACAUAUGAUCGUAAGUGUCCUGUGGUAACAGGUCCACUGCUCAAGUUUGUGAUGAGCGUUUGAUCACGCAUAUCUGCUUCCAUUCACCAAAGACAGUGAGGUGGAUCCAUGAACUUGAUCACAGUUGUCCUCUUCUAAAAUGGACUAUGAUGUGAAAACACCCGUCUCCCCAGGUCUCUCGACUCCAGCUGCUCGGCUCCAUCACACAGCUCUUCACCACUGCAGCUGUCUCAAGUCUCGCUCAUUUCUUUUGUGAAACCGAAGUUUCAGGGCGCAAAAUCCAGUCUCGUCGUCAUUUAGUGCCUCAACAGACUGUUCAAACCUUCAUAAUCUCCUACAGACAGUGAAUGCAGCACAGCAGACUCAGAUUUUACAAUACGAUUUUUAAUCUCAGAUUUAGUACAUGUGCUCGUCAGAAGUAGUUUUAAUACUCAAAAUGAACUGUGGAGAUCAAAAAAAGUUAGUAGAGAAUUGAGUUUUUAUUCAUUUUCCCUUUUUUUCUUUCAGAAUUAUGCUAUUUUAAUGCAUUUUAACAGCUUUUUGGUUCUUCAAAUAAAUACAAUAUGUAUGGAAGAAAAUGCCA
Molecule: messenger RNA, 4615 nt
Organism: Synchiropus splendidus (mandarinfish)
Lineage: Eukaryota; Metazoa; Chordata; Actinopteri; Syngnathiformes; Callionymidae
Gene: lars2
Product: leucyl-tRNA synthetase 2, mitochondrial
Exons: 23
Coding region: 474-3251 (925 amino acids)
Biological process (GO): leucyl-tRNA aminoacylation; mitochondrial translation
Cellular component (GO): mitochondrion
Molecular function (GO): ATP binding; aminoacyl-tRNA deacylase activity; leucine-tRNA ligase activity
Source: RefSeq, a predicted model, not a curated record